Psylliodes chrysocephalus is the source of this 2691-nucleotide messenger RNA. The record is from the annotation of a GenBank genome assembly. Lineage: Eukaryota; Metazoa; Arthropoda; Insecta; Coleoptera; Chrysomelidae.
UAUUAAACGUGAUAACUGUCAAUGUUUGCUUUUUUGAUAAAUUAAAACUAUUUAGUAUGAAAUUUCUAAAAUUAUUUAUAUACGCGACGUAUAGCAUUUAUUUAUAGAUAAUGUUGACAUUCGAAAGUUAUAUUGUAAGAUAGUUGAACUUGCAUUUUUGUGCUAAUGGUUCAAAGUAUGGGUCAGAAUUCGAGCUUACCAAAGGGUAGGAGGAAGUCCCUGCGGUCUUUCACUAAAAGGUCAUCCUCUAAGAACAGGACAUUGAGUCAUACGUUCACGAUAAAUGAAAACGACGAAAGAAUAGAUCGAUUAAAUAUAAAUAUAGCCAGUGAAGAGGAAUUGAUGACCUUAGAUGGGGUAAAUAGAGAAAUAGCAAAAAGUAUAGUUGAACACAGGAAAGCGAUAGGUAGAUUCCGCAAAGUGGAAGAUUUAGCUGUAGUUCGAGGCAUUGGUGCUGAUAAAUUGCAAAAAUUAAGACCAGAAAUAUGUGUGAGUUCAAGAAGAAGUCAAAGUUACACUUCAUCUAGAGCUCAAAGUUAUGAUAGUCUAAGAAGUUCUGAAUCUAGAUUGACUUUAAAAUCUAACAAGCUUGUAAAUAUAAAUAAAGCUAGUGUUUUCGAACUGCAAACUGUUAACGGAAUUACCCAAGAAAUUGCUGCUGCUAUUUUGCACCAUAGGAUGAAGAAGGGGAAAUUUAGACAGGUCGACGAUCUAAUAAAAGUAAAAUGUCUGGACAACUUCCACUUGGCCAUGAUCGGCCGCUACCUGACCACCGAGGACGAAGACGACUCGUCCGAAAUUGAAGAAACGCGACCGGGUAUCCUUACCAAUGGCUACACGAUGCCGAAUCAGAGCAACGCAAAACCUAACGGCUUACCCCAACGGUUGUCCAUCAGAAACGGCCUCACCAACUCGAACGCCAUCGACAUAUUCGAAUUGCUGUCGGCUUAUUCUCCCAGACCUGUCGUGAGAGAGGUGUUCAAUUUUACCAGGAACGAGGAACCUGCUCUGCGGGUGGCCUCCUGGAAUUUGCAAGACUUUUCUUACGAAAAAGCAGGGAAUCUGGGAGUGAAGGAGGUCGUUUGCAGGACUAUCUUAGAAAAUGGAUUUUCUAUAAUAGCCAUUCAAGACAUACUAAAUGUAACAGCUUUAAGAAUAAUUUGCGACGAACUUAACAACCCGAAAUUGCAGAGGGUGAAAGAAUGGGGAAAAACUAACCACCAUCAUUGGAAUUUUUGCAUGCUGGACCUGCACAAUUCCAAAUUGGGAUUUGUAUACGAUUCAGAUGGCGGUAUGCCAGUCGAUUUGUUGUCUUUGAGCGAAGGCCCGACCGACACGAAGGGUGAGUGCGAAGCGCUGGUCGCUUCGUUUAAAGUGGGCAAUUCUAAUCUGCAAUUAGUUAACCUUAUGUUGAACCAAAGUACAAAUUUGGACGUUUUGAGCCAAAAGUUCAAGGAAUUGACGUCGGAGAGUGACUUACUUAUGGUAUUCGUUGAUUAUACUGAUGUGGGGAUGUUGACAGAUGAUCAUUUCAACAUGGGUAACCUCAAACCAGUCUUCUCCCAAAACUCUAGCACAACAUUCGUCCAUCCCCCUGCAUCCGGUUCGAGUUUCCACACUGCGAACAUCUUAUACAAUCCCAGAGUACUGAAACAACUGACAGGCGUCAGCGGCGUUGUGAAACAAGGUCUCGUGCACCUCGCGAUACCUAACGGCUGGUCGUGGGGCGGGCCGGCCAGCCAUUAUUGCCCCAUUUACGUGGAACUGUUUGCCAAUUCCUCCAACGACGUAGUCGCUUUGUGAUAUUUAGUUUUAUUUAGCCUGGUUUUAGCGAUUUUUGAUCAUGUUACUGAGACCAUUUUGGAGUAUUGAUGGUCAUUAGAAAAAUUUAUAUUUAUUAUGAAGAAGUAGCGUGAGAACAUGUAUUAGCAAAAUAUGUUGCUAGAAAUGAUCCCAGAGAAAAAUCUUUCUUUUGAAGUAUUUUCAAUAACUGUGAGAAACAUAAAUUUCAAACGUCAAAAUGUUUGGAAUCAUUCAAAACAUUGCUUAAUAUAUUGAUUUAUUAAAUAUAUAAAAUACUGUAUACCUAAUGGUUCCUCUGUAUUCUACUGGUUUUUGUAUUUAUCAUCUAACAAUGCAGCUAUCUGUACAAGACAAUGCAUUGUCUGCUGCUUGACAACACACCAUUAACAUAAAUCAACGAAUUUAUCAACAAAAUGAAAAAAAAAGCAAUGAAAUAGUUGUGAAAAUUGAGAAAUUUUUUCCUGUCCAAUUUUAUUUGACUUUCUAUGACACUUCUUCACCUAGUGUAGAGGUAUAGAAUUAAUUUGAGUACUAGAUUUUGAGAACAAAUCAAUCAAAACUGACAUACAUAUCUAAGGGGAAUAGCCCACCAGAAGCCUCUUGUACAUUGAUUAAACAUUGCUCUGGUUUUCUUAAGCACACUUAAUAUUACAAAAAGAGUUCAAACAGAAUCAUUUUUUUGUAUUAUAAUUAUAGCUUAGAAUUUUUUCAUUUAGGCAAAAAUACCAAAAUUGUGCCAAAAAUUAAGAAUGAAAAAAUAUAAUUAAAAGAAGGCAACUAAAUGUACAUUGUAAAAUAAUAUUAGGUAAUUAGAAAAAUGUUUGUGUAAAUUUUAGUCAAAUUUAAAUGGUAUGUAUAUAUACCAAAAAUAAAAGAGCUCUAUGUGCA